GAUCUUACCGCGUCACCCACACCUUCCUCCUCCGCCGCUCCCACCUCCACACCCACGACGCUACUCGAAGCCUCUUCAGUCUCACAUCUCCGUCUCCUUCCGGCUCUCACAACUUCCCCCUCUCCGGAUUGCGCGGCCUGCUGAAUGAAUCGGAUCUCGUUCUUCUUCGCAUCCGUUUCCUGUGAUUUUGUUACCGUUUCGGUUGGUUCAUUUUUCAUUCUUCAAGCUCGUUAAUGACCGUUAAUGAUCUCCUUACUGAACGGCGGCUCAGUCAGGGGCCCGGUUUUAUUCGUGUGGUUGCUUGUGAGCUGCAAGAAGUUGCUCCUCAAACCAAAUAAAGAUUUUUUAUUUUUCAGAAAUCGCAGGAGGUACAUAAGGCUUGCAAUAAGAGUGUGACACUAUAUAUUUUCGUCUGUGGCCACGUGUGCACAUUUCUAUGCGAAGAGUGUACCAUAAAAGUUCUCCAGUGCAUGUAAUCAUAGGUUGCUUGUCUUCUGUUUCGAUAGCCAGCAGAAGCAAGCGGUUCUAUAGUGAAGAUGUAACUCAUAUGCCAGUCAUAAAAGACCCUGAGCUUCGCAGUGUCUUCAAGGAUUUAUUGGCUGCCAAUUGGGAUGAGCUUCCCAACUCUGUUGUCCAUGAUGUGAAGGCUGCAUUGUCUAAAAGCACUGACGACACAGCUGGCAAGGAGGUUGUGGCAAAUGUUUUCCGUGCGGCCGAAGCAGUUGAGGAAUUUGGUGGUAUCCUUGUAACUUUAAAGAUGGAAAUUGAUGACUCAAUUGGACUGAGUGGUGAGGAUGUCAAGCCCUUGUCAGAUGAGCUUAAGAAUGCACUUCAAACAGUUUACAAUCGCUACAACACUUAUUUGGAUGCAUUUGGGCCCGAUGAGACCUAUUUGCGGAAGAAAGUGGAGACAGAGUUGGGAACAAAGAUGAUACAUUUGAAGAUGAGAUGCAGUGGACUUGAUUCUGAGUGGGGAAAGAUCACAGUUCUUGGAACUUCAGGACUCUCUGGAUCAUAUGUUGAGCAUAGAGCUUAGACCCAUGGUUUUUGGGAAGUUCAAUGUUAAUAUCCAGAAUUGUGUUUAGGAUAAUGUUUUUCACAAUGGAAACAGGCUGGGUUUCUGAUUUUGGGUGGGUGUGAUAUGUUGGUGUGGACCACUGUGCAUGCUUGAGUUGAAGUACUCAUUUUGGGGAAAAUUUAUUUUGGGUUUCUGAUUUUGGAUGUGAUUUAUUUUGGCGUGGACCAUUUUCGCAUGUCGCAAGUGAUUUUAGACAAUUGAUUGUUGGGAGUGAUGGAGUAGAUAAGGAUGAAGAUUCUUUUUUCUUUUUUUUGAUA
Molecule: messenger RNA, 1335 nt
Organism: Carya illinoinensis
Lineage: Eukaryota; Viridiplantae; Streptophyta; Magnoliopsida; Fagales; Juglandaceae
Product: succinate dehydrogenase subunit 5, mitochondrial-like
Exons: 5
Coding region: 437-1036 (199 amino acids)
Biological process (GO): tricarboxylic acid cycle
Cellular component (GO): respiratory chain complex II (succinate dehydrogenase)
Source: RefSeq, a predicted model, not a curated record